Dioscorea cayenensis subsp. rotundata (Guinea yam) is the source of this 1496-nucleotide messenger RNA. Its product is annotated as leucine-rich repeat extensin-like protein 4. The record is from RefSeq and is a predicted model, not a curated record. The coding region runs from base 37 to 1356 and encodes 439 amino acids. Gene Ontology annotation, molecular function: protein binding. Lineage: Eukaryota; Viridiplantae; Streptophyta; Magnoliopsida; Dioscoreales; Dioscoreaceae. The transcript has a single exon.
AACAACAACAACAACAACAACAACAACAACAACAUCAUGAUCUCUUCUUUCUCAACCCCAACAAUGAACAACAACAACAAUAACAAGCUCUCACUUCUCCUACCAACCCUUCUUCUUCUCCAUCUCUCAUUUCCGAAGAUCUCUGCAUACAUUGGCGUUAAUGGAGGCAUUGGUGUUUGGAUCAAUGGCAGAGGAGGAGGUAUAUCAACAACAACUCCACCUCCAACUUUAAGCACUCCAACUCCAUCAACUUCAACUCCAUCAAACAAAGAAUACACAGCACUUCAAACAUGGAAAGCAGCCAUAACAGAAGACCCCAAUGGAGUCAUAUCAACAUGGGUUGGCCCCAAUCCCUGCUCCUACAAGGGUGUCUUCUGCUCAAACCUCCCUGGAGGUCUCUCCACCAUCACAGGCAUAGAUCUCAACCAUGCCCACCUCAAAGGCACUCUUGUCCCUGCCCUCUCCCUUCUCAGCAACCUCAACAUUCUCCAUCUCAACUCCAACAGCUUCACUGGCACUGUCCCUGACACCUUCCAAGAUUUACAGUCUUUAACUGAGCUAGACCUCAGCAACAACCUUUUCUCUGGUCCAUUCCCUACUCAAGCUCUCUACAUUCCCAAUCUGAUCUACUUAGACCUCAGAUUCAACUCAUUCUCUGGUCCCAUCCCUGGUGAGCUCUUUGACAAACAACUUGAUGCCAUUUUCCUCAACAACAACCAGUUUGAAGGUGAGAUCCCCAUGAAUCUCUGGACUUCCCCUGCUUCAGUCAUCACCUUAGCAAACAACAAGCUUUCAGGCUCCAUUCCUGACAGCUUUGGCUAUUCUGUGAUAAAAGAAGUGCUUUUCCUCAACAACAAGCUCACAGGGUGUAUUCCUGAUGGACUUGGGCAAUUACAAGACAUUGAAGUUCUUGAUUUGAGCUUUAACUCACUCACAGGCCAUGUUCCAAGUUCUGUGUCUUGUCUCACUGGGAUUGAAGUGUUGAACAUUGGCCACAACCAGUUGUCUGGUACUGUGCCUGAUUUCUGUGAUUUGAGGAGCUUGAUGAACUUGACAGUGGCUUUCAACUUCUUCUCAGGGUUUAGUGAGGAUUGUGGAAGGAGUUUACUGAGGGUUGUGGGGUUUGAUUUCUCCAGGAAUUGUAUUCCUGGAGGGGGCAUGCAGAGGCCUCCAAUGGAGUGUUUGGGGCUUCCUGGGGAUGGGGGUGCCCUUAGCUGUUUGAGGUUACCUUCUACUGGUCCUGUGAGUUGUCCUGGUGUUAUGGUUAGCAUUGGAGUUGGAGGAGUUGGAGGAAUUGGAGUCUCAUUUUCCUCUUCUUCUCCAUCAUCAUCUUCUCCUCCUUCUUCUAUUCCUUGAUGUUUUUCUUUCUUUUUAAUUAUUAUUAAUGUUGUUAUUGUUGUUGUUGUUGUAUGGUAGCUUAUUUUAUUUUUGGAACUGCAUGUUGGUACUAUCAGGCAGAGGUGGUGGAAUGCAUUAAUGCAGAUUUUAUUGUGAUA